Molecule: messenger RNA, 777 nt
Organism: Entamoeba nuttalli P19
Lineage: Eukaryota; Evosea; Mastigamoebida; Endamoebidae
Exons: 2
Coding region: 1-777 (258 amino acids)
Source: RefSeq, a predicted model, not a curated record
AUGGCUGAACAGAGCCAAAGCAAUUCAACCAACAGUGAAUAUGAAGAGGUGUUAGAUAAUUUUGAAGAUAUUGAGAUUGAAACACCUCAACCAAAUGAUGUAAUAAAAAAAAAACAAGUGAUCAUUUCACGAGAACCUAUGAAUCAAGUUAUAGUUUUUGAGAUUGAAAAUUGGUGUAAGUUGGGGUAUUCUAAAAUCAUUUUAUUUGAAACAUCAAAACAAUUAUUCUAUGAAAUAAAACAAGUUCAUUUGGAAUAUGGUUGUUGGUAUAUUAAACCAACACUUCUCGCUGAUAGUUCUUUUAAAAUUAGUUCUAUACUCGACCCUUUUUAUAUAGUCCUUCAUUUCCUUUGUUUACAUAAUGUUAAUGAAACUACGAAAUUUUCAUCAUUUGAAGAGAUGUAUUCAUUAUUACCUUCUAAUGGAAUUACUGAAUUACUUAAAGACAUAUUACUUCAAUUUGUUAAAGAAGAAAGUAAUCAAUAUAAAAUUAACUUUCCUCUCAUUAAAGAAACUCUCAUAGAAAAAAAGAAUAUAAUUGAUAAUUACCUUAAAAGUAUUAACAAAAAUGAAUCACACCAAACAAAAGGAAUGGAUAAAUUUUUAACUAAAAAGAUUGACAAUGACAGUCUUUUUUUAUAUCUGGGAGAGUAUUGGUAUAAUUUAAUGAACUGGAAAAUUCCAGAAGAGCAUAUUGUUUAUUACGCUGAUAAUUACACAAAAUAUGAAAAGAAAAAGAAAGUAACUAAAAAAAAAACAUCAAAGAAAAAGAAAUAA